AUGAAGUUGCUGUCUUGGAAUAUUAGGGGGAUUGGAAGGCCGGAAAAGAGAAGAAGAAUCAGGUCUCUACUCAAAGAGAGAAAAAUUGAUUUUGCCUUUUUUCAAGAGACUAAGAAAGAAAGUAUGUCAGAUGAUUUGGUUCGGUCGAUUUGGCAUGUUGAUGAAUUGGAAUAUAUGUUUGUUGAUGCGGAUGGUUCGGCCGGUGGGCUGCUGUGCGUGUGGAAGCCCUCAGUGUUCUCAUUAUCUCAGUGUUGUGGUUCAAGAAGGUUUCUCCUACUGUCAGGUACACUACUUCCAGAUUUUAGGUGUGUUUUGGUUAAUGUUUAUGCGCCUAAUGAUGCAGUAAGUAGGAGGCAAGUGUGGAAAGUUAUUACUAGUCUCAAUCUAGGAUUUCCAGAACCUUGGUGUGUAGGAGGGGAUUUUAAUGAAAUUAGAGAUUUAGGGGACAGAAGAGGGUGUUUAAGAAGGGAUAAAGGGAUGGUAGAGUUUAACGAAUUUAUUGAAGGGUUAGCCUUGUAUGAUGUCCCAAUGCAUGGCAGGCAAUUUUCUUGGAGUAAUUCAGAAGAUGGGGGUAAUUGGAGUAGAAUUGACAGAGUUCUGCUAGCGCCUGAGUGGUUGAGUAGGUUUAAUUUUAAGCUGUGGGGCCUUCCAAGGGGUGUGUCUGACCAUUGUCCAUUCGUAUUGAUGGAGGAUGAGAGGGACUGGGGGCCAAAGCCAUUUAGGUUCUUAAAUGUUUGGUUGUUACAUCCUAAUUUUUUAGAUGUGGUCAAGCAAAUAUGGGAGACUUCAAAUGUCUCUGGGUGGGCAGGAUUUGUCAUCGCUACAAAACUUAGAUAUCUCAAGAUGGAAUUGAAAAAGUGGAAUGAUGAAGUGUUUGACAAUAUUUCCUACUCCCUCAAAAAAGCAGAGGUGGAGCUUCAUGAGCUUGAUCUGGUGGCUGAGGCUAGAGAUUUGUCAGAGGCUGAGAUUGUCAGACGAAGGGAGGUCAAGAAGGAGGUGUGGUCUCUUAGGAAGAGGGAUGAGUGGCUUUGGCUUCAGAAAUCAAGACUAGACUGGAGCUUGAAGGGGGAUAAGAAUACAAGGUAUUUCCAUAUCAUUGCUUCCUCUAGACAGAAUCGAAAUUUGCUGAACUCAAUUACAGUGGAAGGGGUACUCUUCGAGGAUCCCAUUUUGGUGAAGCAGGAGGUGUUAAAGCAUUUUAAAGGCUUGUUCUCUGAAAAUUGGAGGAAUAGGCCAAAGUUGAUGGGUCAAUUUAAAUCUAUUGGUCAGAAUCCAGUGGCUGGAAUCCUGGAAGCAGAUUUUACUGAAGAUGAGGUGUGGAGUGCUAUUAGGAGUUGUGAUGGGAAUAAGUCUCUCGGUCCUGAUGGGUUUAAUCUGAUGUUCUUUCAGAAGUGCUGGGAUUGUGUGAAGUCUGAUGUCCUUCUAUUUUUCAAAGAAGUGGAGAAAAAACUUGAAUAA
This is a messenger RNA of Camellia sinensis, 1458 nucleotides long. Lineage: Eukaryota; Viridiplantae; Streptophyta; Magnoliopsida; Ericales; Theaceae. The record is from RefSeq and is a predicted model, not a curated record.